This is a messenger RNA of Ruditapes philippinarum (Manila clam), 18089 nucleotides long. RefSeq lists its product as uncharacterized. NCBI's taxonomy places the organism in Eukaryota, Metazoa, Mollusca, Bivalvia, Venerida, Veneridae. Bases 137 to 15805 code for a protein of 5222 amino acids. Gene Ontology annotation, cellular component: nucleus. The record is from RefSeq and is a predicted model, not a curated record. The transcript has 14 exons. Gene Ontology annotation, molecular function: nucleic acid binding; zinc ion binding.
GGAAAUAUAAAGUUCAUUUCGCGCUUUGUUCGCAUGCGGUAUACCUUUGCUUUCAUCCAAAAAAGAAGAUAUUCUAGCGUUUAAAAUGAUGUAAUGAAAGAUAUAGCUGAAAAUGAUAUAUAAAGAUUGAUCAGUGAUGGACCAGCGUGUUUAUUUGCGAUUGGAGAAUGGGGAAAUUGUUGCCAUUGAGGGAGGUGAAGGUCAUGGCUCAUCAUAUGUAAUCCAGAAUGGCGAUUCAGAUGAGAUAUCUAGCUCUGUACAGGGAACCACCUCACAAAGUACAUCCUAUGUUAUAGGUGGCAAUGGUCUUCAAAAUAGAACCAGUUCAGUUGAAAAUGAAUCAAGUCAAGAAGGAUAUGGUGAAGAAACAGAAACACUGGGAAAUAUUGCUAUUGAAAACAGUGGCUCAGAAAAUAUUGUCUACAUUGUGCAGCACGAGGGAGGUAAAACUGAUGGCAUUCAGUAUGCUGUUGUUGAAGGAGCAGGCUCCAUAGAUACUUCUUAUGCUAUCCAAACAGUUGAUCCCAACAAGGCAGAUGCUGGUGAUAACAAGUCAAUUCAAUACACUGAUAUCACCAAUGUACAGGACCUUAGUGGUAUAGAGACAUUAUCAAGAGUGGCAUCUCAGGAAUAUGCUGGUUCCAUUGCUUUAAGUGUAACAAGUGGAACCAGGCAGCCAAAUGGUGGAGACAAUCCUGUAGAUGUUGUUUUACAGGACAAAACUGAGAGAAACAAUGAUGAGAAUAUAAGACUGUCUUUCUAUUGCCAACACUGUGCUGAGACAUUUGAAGACUUGACAAACUUUAGAUUACAUCUUAAGACUGAGCAUGAUAUUGCAGAGUUUGAAGGGGGUUCUGAUGUUGAAAAUGAAUUUACUCUCUUCUCUACAUGCGAAGUCUGUUCACAAACAUUUCUAGAUGUGAAAGAAUUAGAAGAACACAAAAAGAUACAUGACAAAGACAUUGACUCUGUUUCAGACACUUUGGUUGAGUUAAAUCAAGACAGUAAAGCAAAUAAUGUGGUGAAUAAAGGGAAUUUUAAAUGUAGACACUGUGAUAAAAUCUUUGAUAGCAAAAGUAUGUUACUAGACCAUGUUGCAUUAGAGCAUCCUGAUAAAAUAGUGCAAGAGCAAAGUAAAUCUAGUUCCUUUACAAAAUGUCCAUACUGCCAUAAGAUGUAUGUACUUAGGGGAAGUAACAAAGCUAUGAUUAAACAUAUUUAUGCAGCUCAUCCAGGUAGGAGUGUGGAAGUUAUGUCAACACUAGCCGACAAAGAUGAUGAAUUUGAAGAGCAGGUUAAAUGUCCUUCGUGUGAUUUAGGUUUUUAUUGGCAAAAAAGUUUAAUACGUCAUAUCAAAGAUCAGCAUCCUAAGUUACUUGAAGAGAAUGGCAAUGAUAUAUUUGCUGUACUUGGUAUAAAAGAUUUAAAGACACCGAAAAGACGGUAUAGACGUUCAUUGAAGGACGACAAUGAAGAGGCUGAAGUACAUUGUACAGAAUGUCCGAAAAAGUUUUUAUGGGAAAAAAGUUUAAGGAAACAUAUGAUGGUCUGUCAUAAUGAGUCUUCUUCACGAAAUAGAAAAGGAACCUUAGUUUAUACCUGCCCUUAUUGUUCUUUGAUCUCUAAAUAUGCAUGUGCUGUUAGAAAACAUAUAGAGAGAAAACAUCCAGAGGAGGUGAAAGGUUUAGAUGUUUCAAAGUUGCAAGUGCCAACAGUGGAAGCUGAUGCUGCUACAGGUCUGGAAUUGAAAACUGUGGAUAAGAGACCAGCUGAGGUUAGACUGAAUUACAGACGGCCCAUAUUCAGGUGUCCGUUUUGCUCGUAUGCUUCCAACCAGAGCUCCAACUUAAUUCGACACUUAACAUCAGUAAAACAUGGAAAUAUAUUCAGUUUUGAAGAACUGAAAGCAAUUAAAAUCAGAUCUUUCAAGGUUAGAAAAAUAAAGGUGAAUGAUGAAGAGGAUGAUGAUGAGGAAGAAAAUCUUGAUGGUACAGUUCAGAAACGGUUACCUAAACUAAAGCUGUCAGCUAACAUAUUUAACAUUGUAAUGAAAAAGAUUGAAGUAUUGAAAGAGCAGAAUUUGGGGAUUGUAGAUAAUUUAUUUGAAAAAAAGUCAAGUGAUGAUGAAUUUAGUGACAUGGACAUUGAUAAUAUCAUUGAUGUUGCUGAGGAUGAAUCAGAGGAAAGUUUUGAUGAAGAGGAGGUCAAAUCAAAGGAAACACGGAGGAAGAGCAACACAAGGAGGGCAAAAUUAGCUAGUAAAAGUGUUGGUGAAAAGUUAAAGAGAGAUAAAGAGAAUGAUUCAGAAGUUCAUGAACAAAUGGAGAUUUCAGAUGAUGAAGAAUCAGUGAACACAAAUGACGUGCAAAAUGCAAAUGCGACAGGUAACGAUGAUGUACAGCAAAUUGAAGAAAACUCAAAAAAGAAAAGUGACUUUUCUGCUGAUAAUGAAAUGGAAGAAAAUACUAGAAUUGAAAAUGAUUCAGAAGUUGAGAAAGAUAUAAGCUAUAAUGAUGAUGGUGAUGAUAAUAAUGAAGGUGAUGCUAAAACUAGUCAAAGACAUAUGUCAAGUGUAACAGCUAAUAAAAAUAAAGGACUGUCUGGUAGUAACGUUAUUGAAAUCACUCAAGAAAGUCAUAGGAAGAAACCGAAUUUGAAAAAGGCGCUAGUCUGUGAUGUUUGUCAGAAAGAGUUUGGGAAUUUUUUUGAGUUUAAGGAACAUUUGCCUUCUCAUGUAAAUAUAAAAGUUAUACUCAGGUGCACAGAAUGUGAUCAUGAAUUUUCUCUCCUAAAAGAUGUGAAAAGUCAUAUGAGAAAAGAACAUUAUCAGGUUGUUACUGAUGUGGACAUUUCAAGUGUACAGACUAGUAGCAUACUGAUGAAUGGAAAACCUGUUACAACAUACGACUGCCCAUACUGUGAAAUGUUGUUUUCACAGUCUGCUUCUCUUCAGCAGCACAUUAUAAUGGACCAUACUGACGGUAUUAAAACAGCAUGUAUCAAACAGGAACAUGAUGAGGAAAUGAGACAUAAGCACAAUGAAACAGUUGUACUGGCUUUCAACUGCCAAUUUUGUGAAUGCUUUUUCCAUAACAUACAGGACAUUGUAAAGCACAUGUACAUUGUACACAAGGAUGUCAGUAGGUCAAGUGUGAGUAUGGAUUCUGCUGUUAGAAAGUCUGGGAGAAAAAGGAGGGUACCAAAGUGGCUUGAAGAAGCAAGUGAUGGUUUAAGUCCUGCAAAGAAAACUAAGGAUAAGAAUGAUGGAAAUGAAAAUUUAAUGGUAUUGUCAUCGACAAAAGACACUCCAGUGUCAAGGCCUAGAAGUAAAAUACAAACAAAAUCAAUGGAUGAUAACAAAGUUAAUAAAGAAAAAGUUAAACAGAUUAAAGUGCAUAAAGGAGACCCUGAUAGUUUAGAUAAAAGUAUGAAAGAAAUUAAUUCAGGAAGAUCUAUUAAAACUAAUACUUCAGUUGCCAAAAUUGCCAUUGCAACGUCAAACAAAUUCGAAGCUAUAAGCAAGAAGGUGCCAAAAAGAAGUGAAAAUCAAAUUUCAAAGCUUCCCAAGAACAGAAUAUCAAAGGUUGUUUUAAAUGAUUCAGUUAAAAAACAAGAUGAAGGUGAAAACCAGAACAAAUGCCCACAUUGUGAUUUUGUUGCAAGAAGGUCUUCCGCAUUAGUAUUUCAUAUCAAUAUAAAGCAUGGAAACCUUAACAAGGAAGAUUCUGAAGAAGGGAUAAGAAAGAAACCAAGUGAAAUAGUGGAAAAGUCUCCAAAGAAAUUGUCAGACCCAGAUAUCAUUUCAAGAAGGAAAUCGGAGAUUUUGAUAAAAGGAAUGCAAAAUAACCAAUCUUCUUUAUCAAGUCCAAUAGAAGACAAACUGAAAGAAAGGCAAAAUUGUAAAAAUGCACAAGGAGUUGGACAGAAUGGUGCAAAUAGUAUUACAAAAGUCAAGAAUAUUGAAAUAGUAAAUCCUAGUGAAAUGAUGAAAGACAAAAUAGAUAGCCAAGCAUUAUUGGAUGAAAUUGAAGAAAUUGAAAAUGAAAGGGAUUUUGAUGAUGAUAAUGAUUAUGACUUAGAGUUUGGAGACUCUGAUGAUGAUUAUAAACCAGAGAAGGAUAAUGAUGAUGGUGACAGUGACAGUGAUAUGGAUGAUCUAGAUGAUGAUGUUGAUGAAGGUUAUUCAGUCUCUGAAAGCUUGGAAUGCCCAUACUGUAAAACUGGGCUUUUUGUGAAAUUUAGUGUUCUGCAGUCCCAUGUACAGAAAAGACAUCCAAGUUAUGCAAGUACUUUCAGUAUUGCUGAUGUGAAAUCAAAUGUUGAAAUUGAUGGUACAAUAGGAUCUUCAAAUCUUGUUCACACUUGUAAAUAUUGUAAGAAAAGUUUUGCAAGUAGAUCUCACGUAAGAGCUCAUGUCAGGACUAAACAUAGUAACAAAAUUAGUGAAACUCCUGAAAAACCAGUACUCGAAACUGUAGAUAAAACUGUAGAAUAUUAUAAAUGUAAUUUUUGUAACAUGUUAUCCAAUUACAAAGAAAAUAUACUUUCUCAUAUAAGUAGGGAGCAUGCAUUAGAAAGAGAAGUUCGACUGGAGGAAAUUGUAAAAUUUACAUUUAAAGAUUCAGACACUGUACAGAGCAUGUUUAAAUGUCCACAUUGUAAUUACAAAAGCAGAUGGAAACAGACAAUAUUUAGGCAUAUUAGUAAAGAACAUUCAGAUGUGAAGGAAGGCUCUAUAGAGAUAGUGUGUGAGAAACAAUUAGUGAGGAAUAAGCCUCAGGUUAAAUACCAAUGUGUAUAUUGUAAGUGGCAAUAUGAAAGAAAAAGUGAUGUUCUUACUCAUAUAACAGAGACUCAUUCUGAUCAGCCAGCUGUUGUUGAAGAAGAUAUUCCUAUAAUUCAUAUAGCAGAUGAGGUGAACGAUAACUUCCAAUGCCCCUAUUGUGGGCUUAGAAGUAAAUAUAAAAAAUGCAUAGGUCGACAUAUUAGCAGAGUUCAUAGAAAGGAAGGUGGCGCAACAAAAGACAUAAUUUGCUUGAGUUCUUCGAAGACGAGGAAUACAGUUUUAGAAGGUCUGGUGUAUAUGUGUCCUUAUUGUGAUUUUGAUAGUCGAUGGAAACAGGGUGUUGUUCGUCAUAUGCAGUCUACUCAUACAGAUGUUUUAAACAUGGAUUCUGAAGCAAUUCCAAGUGAAUAUAGGUUAAAAUCUGUAUUGAAUCUUGAUGAAGUUGAAAGUAAUGAGCAUGUAGUUGACACAGAUGCUGAUUAUUUCAAGUGUCCCUAUUGCGAUUCUGUCAGUAAGUCUAAAAAAGGAAUAGUUGAACACACUGCUAAAUACCAUCCAAAGAAACCUAGAAUUGAGCAAAGGCAGGUUGAGAAAGCUGUAUGGGAAGAAAGGGACAUCACAAGCAAAAAUACCCUCUUCAAGUGUCAGGCUUGUGACAGUGGUAGCAAAUGGAAAAAAUCUGUGGUCCUUCAUAUGUUGAAAGAACAUCCUGAAAUUAACAAGUUCCAUGUUGACUUAUGCAAGGCUGAAUUCUCAAAAGAAGGAGAAAACAGUGGUAGCAUGUAUAUAUGUCAGCUUUGUAAUGAGUUAUUUACAAACACAAGAGCAGUUUCUGCCCACUGUAUUCACAUUCAUCCGAAUGAAGUAAAAAUUGUUGUGGAAGCUAUAUCAUCAGCUGAGAAACUUGUCAAUGUUUUCAAAUGCUCGUAUUGUGACCAUACCUCAGGUUGGAGAAAAUCAGUAAUGAAGCACGUAGAAUUACAUCAUCCAGAAAUUACAAACUUCCAAGCCAAAGACGUUGUUUGUGAGGUUAUACAGAAGACCGAACAUGAUGGUACAGGCGGCUUUCAGUGUCCAUUUUGUGAUACUGUAAAUCACUGGAAAAAGAGUAUUGUUCGCCAUAUUAAAACCGUUCAUCCUCAAGAAGACCAGAAUACGCCAAUUCAUUUCAAUCCAUUAGCCUCCAUCAAAGUUGGUGGACGAUCUUCAAGAAAAAGCAGCAAGCAGAUAAAGUGUCGUCGAUGUAAGAUUUCUUGUAGAAGUAUUGAGAAGAUGAAGCGGCACUUUCUGUCACAACACCCAAAGUUGGCAAAGAAUUACCUGAAUAAAGAGAACACUGAGUUCGUAUAUGACUCAUUUGCAGGUAGAAAGCUUGAUUUCAAAUGUAUUCUGUGCAGUGCAAAGUACAUGUGGAAGAAAAGUUUGCUUGUACAUAUGAAAAAUCGUCAUGAAGACAUAUUUCAUGUUUACCAGGCAUUAGACCAUAUAGUGGAGAUAGUGGAGGCAUGCACUGAUGGUUUAGAAUUAAGUAAAGAGCAGACUUCUACAAUUCAGCAAAUUCCUGUGUCCAAAGCCACAGUGGUAUCAAAGAAUGCAGAUUUAGAAAGAAGAUUAAAAUGUGGAAUGUGUCAUAUGACGUUUAAAACACAGUGGGCUAUCAAUGUACACAGGCGACUGAAACAUAAAAAGUGUCCAAAAACUAGGUUUCCAUGUAACAAAUGUAGCUUGUCAUUUCCAACAUUACUGUUACGUUUACAUCACAAGAUCCGAUAUCAUAGGCACUAUGUGCAUAGACUGAUGUUGCAAUGUACUAUUGCUGGAUGUAAUUUCAGUUGCAAGUUCCAUAAGGUACUACAGAAUCACUAUAGCAACAGACACAGUCUAAAGAUACCAAUAUUGGGAAAUACAACUUUCUCAACAUAUGGUGCAGCUGGUUCAGCCAGGUGUGAGAUUUGUUUACGAACAUUUAAGAACAAGGAUAUAUUGAAGCAACAUGUUGACCUACAUAAGAAAUGGCGGCCUGUAAAGUAUCAAUGUGGCACAUGUGGUGAGCAGUUCCAGACUGGGUCACUCAGGGAUGCUCACAUUGAAACGUUCCACUUUGACAAGCUGGAGAUGUGUGAUAUUUGUGGAAAUCUGUACACAAGAGCCAAUUUAAAGAAGCAUAUAAAGAUUCAUGAUGAAGAUCAAUCAGCCUAUGUAACCUGUCAAUAUUGUGAACAAGGUGUGUCUACUAGGAUGUUUAACAGGCAUGUGUUCCAAGGUCAUCAAGAUAUCAUGAACUGUCAGUGUGCUAUUUGUACUUUAGGGCAAGUAAUGCCUGGUGAAAACUGUUACAGAUGCCAAAUUUGUAAGCAAGCAUUUUGUCAAAAACCGAUGGUGUUCAUUCAUGGCAAACUUACCCAUGCAGACGAGACGAAAUCCAAGGUGUUCUCCUGCGAUGCUUGUCCGCAGUACUUCUUAACAAAGCGAUUGAAAGAUAUACAUUGUCAUGAGCAUCACAAAAAGAAAUCUUCUGAUCAAAGUUCUGCACCUUCUGUUAGUCGUAGUACUAGCACUUAUAAUAAUAGUGAUCCUUCGACACACGUGAUUCACAUUGGUCAAGAUGAGGGAAAACAGUAUUUGCCAAGGUUGAGUGAUGCUAGUUUGAAUGCUGUCAUUAAAGAAUUACUUGUCUUUGAAAAGGGUGCGGAGAAUCCAUACAAAUGUUUGCUUUGUGGCCGAAGCUUCUCGAGAGCAAAAUAUAUCAAGCUGCACAUUAGGCGUGCCCACGUUCGUGAUGAAGAUCAACCAUAUAGAUGUAAAGUGUGUGGUUCUGGUUUUGUAAGGCUAACUGAGUUUAGAAAGCACUCUCGGUCACAUUCUGACUUUCGUCCGUAUAAAUGUCGAUAUUGUGAUAAAGCGUUCAAGCAGCAAGCUAACCUUAGAGAUCAUUAUCGUGUACAUACAAAUUCCAAAGAGUUUAAAUGUCUUUUUUGCAACUCCGAAUUCAAACAGCGUGGUGGCCUUACAUCCCAUGUGGUGUUUCACGAUACCCUUAAACCAUUUAAAUGUAUGUAUUGUCAGAAAGGCUUCACUACACGUGGUGAACUGUCAAGACACAUGCAAAAGUACAACAAAGACCAAAUGGAUGUGGCAGAAAAGAGUUACCCAUGCCAUAUUUGUGAAGAAACUUUCCCUCAUUAUCCAAUGCUGUUGAAACAUAUUGAUACUCAUAAUCCUGAAAAACCAUUUCAGUGCAAAACUUGCAAAGAAAAGUUUGCCAAUUUUGUUGCCAUGUAUUUCCACAAAGUCAAAGAAGAGCAUUUGUUGCCUGAAGAAAUUCAAGAGGGAGUGAACGAUCUAAAUAAACGAGGAAGAAAAUUUAGAGUAAAGAAAAAUUCUAUUAAGUCUUCUGGUCCAGAAAUAGUUUACAAAACAAAUCAGCCAACUACUGAAACUAUUUAUGUUAAUCAGCCAGAAGCAUAUUCAGAGGGGGAAGCUAGUGUGAAACCAGUGGAGGUGAUAAUUGAAAACUUUGACCAAGAGCAAGUUGUUCGUGUGCAAGAAAACGAGCCAGAGCAUGAAGAACUGCUAUCAAUUGCUAAACAACUAACAGAGCUGUCUGGUUUUGCCGAGUCAGAGUAUUACACCACUAAGAAAAAUUUUCACCAAGAAGAAGAUGAAAUAAUAAAGACUAUGCUUGAUGCAGAUGAUGAAGUGUUAGCUAAUUUGAGUAAACAGAGUAUUGUCAUAAAAGAACCUGUAAAUGGUAGAGAAAAAAUGGGUCAAAUGAGAGAAGUUAGUGAACAAAGAGAUUCUGACGAUGAAGAUUAUGAUUGCAUGCCAGAGAUUGAGAAUGAUUCUUCAACAGCAAUAACUAAUGAAGAAGCUCAAUAUGUAAUGCAUGACAAUCAGACCAUUAGUCUAGCCGGUAGAUCAAUUCCAACCAACAUGGAAGAGCUUGUUUCUCUAGUUUCUCAAAAUGCUUCAGGUGAUAACAAUGAACAGGUAAUGGCAUAUCAAAGCGAGGAUGGUUCAGUUAUUUAUGUUUGUCUACCUGAUGAUCAAAGUAUAAAAACUGAAGAGGUUGUUGCUGAAGGAACAGUUGAUGAGCUAAAUAAUGGUACUAAUAAUUCUGUAACAGUCAUUCAAGAUUCUAUAAGUAUAGGGUUGAACAUGGAAUCUAAUGAAACGAAUGGGACUCUGUAUGAAGGAACAAGUGAAAAAGCUCUAACAGGAACUCAAAUUGUUGUUGAUUCCACUAUAGCAGAGGGUAUAAAACAUGCAGCUGAAACAGAUACAGGUAGUAUAAUACAUAUACCUGCUGUUGAGGAACAAAUUGGAACAAACCAUUUACCUGAGACUGAACUUGCUACUGAACAGAUAAAUCAAGCAGAUGAAACAGCUGAAGUUGAACAUUUAGCAUCAAAUGAAAUUCAGAUGACAAGUUUUGUCACAAGUAAUCAAAGCAUUCAUGUUACAAAUGAUCAACAAAUUUUUGUAACAAACCCUUUGGGAAGCACAUCUGUUGAAAACAUACAAAAUCCAGAUUUUUCAUUAGCAGAAUCUAAUUUUGGAAAUUCUGUUAUCACAAUUCAUCCUCAAGAUGCCCUAAGUGAAGAAACUCAGGAAAGUCAAGAAGAUUUGAUCAGAAGAAGUCAAUUAGCCAAGCACCUGACAGGUAAUAUAGAGCCUAUGAAUGAAACAUCAAGGGAUGAAGCUCGUGUGUAUACAACUGAACAUGGACUUCAAAGUAUAGGCAAUGAAGAUAAUCUUGUGGCUCAUACAAUGACACAAGAAGUUAAUAUUCGUGAAGAUAUUAUAACCAUUCCUGCUACUGCUCCUAUGGUAGAUUAUAGUGAAACAAACAUAGUGAGGAGUCAGGUAGCUGUUAGUGAUGCUUCAAACUUCGAGCAUGGUCAAGACAGCAGAUCUGCUGAUGGAUUUGUUGAAGGGGAAGAAACUCUUGUUGAAUAUCAAAUUGAUGAGUCACGUUUCAUUAAAGAAGAGCUUCUUGAUGCGAAUUAUGCAGAAAUGAAGGAAAAGGACCAGGAAAUCAUGUUCUUUUCAGAUAACAUAUAUACCUACAGCCAGCAGGAGAAAAAAUUCAUUUGCCUUCAUUGCGGAGUAAAAAUUGGAUCAUUUAAGAAUUUGAAGAAUCAUAUACGAAGACAUGCACCAAUGAGUGCUAGAAUACAUAAUUGUAACUAUUGCCCGAAAAGGUUUGUGACAAAAAACGAGUUAAAGAGGCAUUUGUAUACUCACACAGGUGAAAGGAAUCAUGAAUGUAAAGUAUGUGGUAAGAAGUUUAUUCAGCCAGGACAUCUUCAAGAACAUAUGCGUUUACAUACUGGUGACAAACCUUUCAAGUGUACCAGUUGCUCAGCAGCAUUCGUCACUAAAACACAGUUAGUGCUGCAUUGGAGCAGACUUCAUUCUGACAAUGAAAUUCCUUGUGACAAAUGCGACAAAGUGUUUAAGACGCAUGUUGAUCUACGUAGACAUAAAGGAUUAGAACACACUGGAAUGAAGCUUCGUUCACCAGUUGUGAAAGAUGAAGGGGGUGACCAUAUAUGUGACAUAUGCGGACAGUCAUUUAGUAAAAAGGCCAGUUUGAAACGGCAUCUUGAGAAGCAUAAUUUGGAAAGUAUGGAUGAGUCUGAAAGAGUUGAAGAACGGUAUGAAUGUCCUGAAUGUGGUGUACAAUUCAAGUCCAAAUAUUACGUAAAAGAACAUAUAAAAGUGGUACACACUAAAGAGAGAAAUGAAAUUUGUGAGUUAUGUGGUGAAGGUUUUAAAACGAAAACUCUUCUACGACGGCAUAAAGAAAACAAACAUGUUGAUGCUGAUGGGAAUGAAAAAUGGUUUUGUAAAAUUUGUAAUAAAUCUCUUGGAUCAAAAUAUGCAUAUGGGUACCACAUGGGUGCUAAACAUUUAAAAAAAAAAAAGAGACGGAAAAGACAUUGCUGCUGGGAAAAAAGAAAGAAAAUAAAACAACAAGUUACCAAGAUGUGCCUUAAAGUGAAAAACAAGUACACAUAUUUAAGCAUGUGUUCUUCCUGUAAUGCAGUUUCGAAAUUCUCUUCCAUAGUGAAGAAACAUUUACUAAAACAGCAUAAAAAAUUGCCAGAAACUUCAGUAAUUCCCAUUAGAAUUGAGAACAAGUUCGAGAGAAAAGUUAACAAGACACUUGAUACAGCAAAUGCGAAAGAAAGUUUUAUGAAAAAGAAGAGGAAUCCUUUAGUUGAACUUAAGAAAAAUUAUUCCAAAAAAGGUACCAGAAGAAAUAUUGAAAGUAGAGGAAAAGUAAAUAAAAGAGAAAUUAGUAGAUGUAGCAAAGACACUGUAAAAUGUGCAGGUUGUGAUGAAAUGUUCAAUGACUGCAUAAAGUAUAUAUACCAUUUAGUCACUACACAUAGCAACUAUAAUAUCAAAGUUAGUUUUAAAUGUGUAUAUUGUCAUUACACUAUCCAAUAUGUCAAGGAUAUACAAAAACAUUUUGAAAAGAAACAUAACUGUAAUAAAGCACAAUUACCACUCAUUGACUGCAUAAAUAUUGAAAUAGCUCAAGAAGAGGAUCUUCCAAGCCAGAAUCAUUGUCCAUAUUGUGAUUUAGAUUUUGACAAAGUUCAUAACCUUAAUAAUCAUGUAAGAGAUACACAUCAAGACAAUAUUGAGAAUUUGUUAAUUCCAAAACAGGAUCCAGAGGUAGCUGAGAACCAGUCACAACAAGAGAAUGAUCUUCUCAUUGUGUUCCGUUGCCCGUCUUGUCCAGAAUCAUUUCACACUAUGCUAGACAUUUGUGAGCAUAUUAAAGCAAGGCAUGCACCAAAUAUUGCAUAUAGCAAACCAAAGCGAAAGAGGAAACAACCAAAGUGGAUGGAAGAUGAUUUUGAGGAAAUACCUGUCAAAAAACCAAACAACAUCAAUUCUGAUAAAGAUUCUCAAAAGUUACUUGCAUCUGGUAAAAUGGUGAAAAAAUGUACCAAAGGAGUUUCUGAAAGAAAAUGUGCAUAUUGUAAUCAUGUUGCUAAAACUGAAAAGGCCUUGGCAAAGCAUUUUAGUGUGUUUCAUCCAGACCAAAAGUUAAAAGCACCAAGGACAGAUGCAAAAGCAAAAGAAACUCCUGACACAGAACAAGUACUGAUAGAUGAUAAAAACUCAAUAUCAAAAAAUAGCCAUCCUUUAACUGUUGAUAUGUUGACUUUUGACAGAGAUGCUGAAAGCGCAAUAUCUGAAAAUUCAGAUGGUAAGCUAGGUACUAGAAAUAUUGUAGACAUAGAGAAUGGUGUUGAUGACAAGGACAGUGAAAGUUUUGGAGAUUCCGAUGAUGAUUUUGUGCCAGAUAACAGUGAUACAGAUUCUGAGGUAUCAGUUACAGAAGAUGGUAUUGAUACUGAAGAAAGGUUAAGAAAAGUAAAAGGUCGGCAUGUAAAAAGGUCUGUAAAUGAGCAAUAUAAAGGGACAGCAGUCAGUAAAAAAUUCACAGUUAGGUAUGAAUGUCCUUUCUGUGGAUUAAACCUUCACAAUUAUGAAUACAUUAGGUACCAUGUGGUUCAGUGUCAUCCUGAAAUAACAAACUUUAAAGUUAAUACUAAAGAGAUGGUCAAAACAAAAUUGAUUGAUGGAGAUAACUGGGAAUCUUUCAAAUGUCCAAACCCAAAAUGUGAUGUUGCAUACAAAAAGAAACAAUCAUUGAUAGAUCAUAUGGCUACUUGUGAAAGAGGAAAGUUCAGAAAAGAAAAAAUAGUGUGUACCUUGCCGAGAGCCUGGAUGGAAAAAUUUGAGAAGUCAGUAAGUGUGAUAUGUCCAUACUGUCAAUCAGUCAAAAUAGGUAAAACUAAUCUUGAAAAGCAUUUACAGGAGCAUUAUCCAGAUAAAGUAUUUGAAAUUGAACUUAACAACACAUUAUCAUCACAGCAAAUAAAGACAGAUAAAUGGUCAGAGUUAGAAUGUGUGAUGUGUCCGUAUUGUGAUGUUGUCGCGACAAAAAAGAUCCAGUUAAGCAAACAUAUCAAACGAUUCCAUUCCAAUGAAAUAUGCACUAAUGUGGUAUCCUGUAUACUAGUCAACAAAAGUGCCAGCAAAGACAAAGCCAGGUUGAUUAUUAAAGAUAUUGAAAACUUGUCUUUAGCAAGAAAGAAAAAUGAACUUUCAGAAACACCAGAAACUUUGGGUAGAAUAGAAGAAAAUACUGUAGAAAAAAGUAUUGAACAUGCUACUAUGCGUACAAUAGAAAUUGACAAAAAUACUGAAUCUGUUAGUCUAAAUGAAGUGGUUAAUGAUUCAUGUGGAGAACAGUUAGAACAUACCAAUAGUAUACCCUCUGCGAGACACAGAGAUAGUGAAGAACUUCAAGGAGGGAAAGAACUUUAUGAAAUAAUAUUUAUUCAGUCAGCUAUACCAUGUGGAAUGUAUAUAUGUCCAGUUUGUGAAUUUAAAACAGGUAUAAAGAAAGAAAUUAAAUCUCAUAUGAAUGAACAUAAUAGUAAAUGCCAUGGAGAUAUAGACUCCAUUUACACAAUCCCAGAUUCUUGGAUCAGGAUGGACAAGGACGAUAGCCAUCCAUUUCAGUGCCAAUUAUGUGAUCAUAAGGAUGUGAAUCUGACCUUUGCAUUCAGGCAUGUUCUUAACAAUCACAAGGAUAUCACUGUCAAUGAACCACAUUCAAAUCCCCAUAUUUCGGAAUCGCUGUUCGAGAUCCUGAAUGUAGAGGUUGAAGGUGUGAAAGAAAAGUAUGAGAAAGAGAAGUAUCGUUGUACUGCAUGUGUACCUGGACAUAUAUUCAGAUCAAAGAACGGACUUCAGCGCCAUUUGAAAACACGCCAUACAGACAGUGACUCCAUCAUUGCAUAUGAAACCAUGUACAAAAUGUUAGAUCUUAUAUCAGAUUCAUGUAACACUCGUCAAAUAAUUAUUUGUCUAUUGUGCAAGAAGGAAUUAUGGGACUUUUCUGAUCUUGAAAAGCAUUUUAAUCAGAAUCAUCCUGAAAAGCUGAAUGAGUUGUUGUACAAGCUGAACAAAUCAUCAGAUGACACACAUGGUUCGCCGACUGUAUCAUCAACUUGUGAAGUUUGUUGUAAGCAGUUUAUGGAUGAGAAAAGUCUCAAACAUCACCUUAUUCUACAUAUGAACAAAUAUAAACCAACCUGUACUCUCUGUAAUAUAUGCUUCACCAAUCAUCCCGAGCUGGAAUGCCACAACAUGGAGGUCCAUGCUAAAGCAGGCGAGAUGUGCUAUAUAUGCGGUGUUACGUUUUCCAGUGUUGCGAAACUUGAUCGACAUUUAAAAUGGCAUGAGACUGGAGAAUGUUCUUCUAUAAAAGCAUUGUGCCAGUAUUGUGGUACAACUUUAAUGGGCAAAAAUAUGAAAAAACAUCUUGUAGACAAACAUAUUAAUGAGAUCACAUGUGCAUGUAACAUUUGCACAACACAAAAUGUUCCUGAUGGGAAAAGGAGUGUCAAGUGUGACCAGUGCAAGGCAGUUUUCUGUACGUGGUAUGUACUGAGGGCUCAUCAGUAUAAGGAGCAUGAUGUGAGGAAUGGGAAGCCAUUCAAGUGUAGAAGUUGUUAUACAACUUUUCUUAGUAGACGCGAACAGACGCUUCAUUCUCACAAUUGUGGAAAACUUGGUGAUUCAGUGCAGACUAACUUUGAUUUGGUUAACGAGGAUUCUGCUGCUAACUACGGGAAUGUUACUGAGAUCACAGUAUCUGAGCAGGCAAACAUUGAUUUUAAUCUUGGUUUAGCAUAUGUUAAGCAAGAAUACAUCUCUGUGGACAAGCAGUCAGAGCAACCCUAUAGCUGUAAAUUAUGCGGAAAGGGAUUUACAAAAAUGCGUUACAUUUGUAAUCAUUUGAGACGGAUGCAUACGAGAGACGAAACAAAACGAUUUCGGUGUAAAAUUUGUAAGAUGGGAUUCAAUAAUAAACAGGACUUUGGGAAACAUUGUCGCUCUCAUAUAGGUCUGCGGCAGUACCAGUGUAAAGUAUGCCUGAAAAUGUAUAAAACAGCAGCACAUUUAAAGGAACAUUCUGAAAUUCAUACACAGCAGACUUACACUUGUGAGUACUGUGGAUUAGAAUUUAAGCAACGUGGAGCACUAUUAGCUCAUGUUGUUCAUCAUGACAAAGUCAAACCUUUAAAAUGCCUAUAUUGUAAUAAAGGAUACACAACCCAUGGUGAUCUUCAGAGACAUAUGAAUUCUUACUCAAAAUCCGCAAAGGUCUUGGGUGCAAAGCAGCUUACAUUUUGUAACUAUUGCUCAAAAGAUUUUCCAAAUCAUAUUUCUCUUGUCAAACAUUUUCAGAUCCAUCUCCCUGUUAAUCCAUUCCAGUGCUCAGUUUGUCAAAGUAAAUUUGCCACUUUUAGGGAGAUGUAUAAUCAUAAGUCAAGGAAAGAGCAUUUUACAGAUUUGGACAAGGAGGAGGGUAAGCAGGACCUACAUGCACCGGGUAAUAGAUUCCGUAGAUAUCAAGUUUCUAAGUCUAAAAAGGAAAUUUCAAAGACAAAUAAAAUUUCAAUGAUGGAGGAUCCUGUUGGGGAUAAUGCACUCAGCGUUAUAACUGAUGAUGAAAACAUUAUUGAGAUUGAGAUAGGUAGUUCAGUAGCUGAAUGUGAUGACAGGGCAAAAACUGUUAUACAAAUGUUUGAGAAUGAUGUUAUUAAAAGCAUGCUUGAUGCUGAUCCAGAAAUUUUGGAAACUGUUGAAUUUCACGAUACAGACAGUGGUGCUAGGAAAGAUAAGCAAUUGCGGGUUUAUAGUGAUCAAAACAGCAUACCACAGGGAUAUCAGUUUGAAAUGCAAGAAGGAAAUAGCUACCAAACUAACACAAUAGAAAUGCAAGAUAUGUACGUAACUGUUAGACACGAUGCAUACAGUGACAAUAAUAUUACAUCUGCAGAUAAACCGAUUGUCGACAGUCCGGAGAAGCUGGCAAGUAUUCAGCAGCCAGAAACAGUUCCGGGUAAAACGCAAACAUUUCAAUCAUCUGAUGGCUCUAUUAUUCAUGUUUGUGUUAUAAACCCUGACAAAUAAAAAGGUUUCCUUUAAAUUGUAAAAACAAUACAUGUACACUUUUGUCAUUUCCAUUCAAUGAUUAAAUAGCUGUUCAUAUUGUUUUUAUCCUGCAUGUUUGUCUCUCAUCAAACAGCUUUAAUAUUGGUCAUAACUUGUUCUUUCUGUAAGCUAGAAUCUUCAUACUUUUUAAAUCCAUAUAUAAAUACUAUCAUUGACCUCUUAAAGCAGCAUGCCUCCAGAUUCAUGCUUAUUUUCAUGAAAAAUUUUAAAAAGGUAUUUACAAGUAAAAUACAGUGAAAUGAACAAAGAAAGUAUUUAGCCAUUGCAAAUUGCACUUACAAUCCAUGAAAAUUACCUAAAAAGAGGUCAAAAUGUGUAAAAAUAGCCAUUAUUGUGUGUCACACAGUAGAAACAUGUUGAUAAAUUCUCCAAAAUCAGUCAUUAAUCACACAUAACUUGUAAAUUUUUAAUCUUAUAUCUUUUGACUUUUCUUAAAAUCUUAGAACAUUUUUCUCAAGUUUGACUUUCUUGAUAUAUUUUUGGCUCAUCUAGUGUCAUGCAGCUUUAAUGACAUUGAUCUUCAAGGACAAAUUCUCUAGAUUUUUGAGUUUUAUGACUUGUUAAGGGAAUGUUUUAUAAAAAAAAGAAAUAGAGGUAUUGUUACAGUCAUUUAGGCAUUUCCAAUGCGAUUGCAUCCCCAAAUUUUAUCUUGAUCAUAACUUUUAAGUUUUUGGUGUUUUGUCUUCAUACUUGGCCACAACAACCCUUGGGACAAGACUUUUUAGUAGACCAGACUAACCUUCGACCUUAUUCAUAAAUGACUUUGACCUUCAUUAGACAUGUGGAAUGUAAAUAUGACCUUACCCUUUAAAUGACCUUGACAGUCAAAUGAUCAAAUUUUAAUUAUAUUUUCUUAACUUUGUCAUUUAUUUAUGGAAAGGAUUCAUACUUGGACAAAACAAUAAGUGUGACUAUACAGACCUAUUAAAAUUAAGAAAUCAAAAACAUUUUUUUUUUCUUUUUCUUUUUAAAAAAAUUUGUUUAAACUGUUUGAAUAGCGAGUCUAGCGCUGGCCCUGCCUGAUGGUGGCUCUUGUUUUGUUUUACCAACAUAUCUUAUUUUUCUUCUGUUGUGCUAAAGAAGGUCGAAUUUUAGGAUUAUGAACUACAUUGUAAAAUUUUGCCAAUUCUCAGAAUGUCAUUUCAGGAUAUCACAAGUAAAACAAAAACAAAAAUUUGGUUUAUUAUAAAUCAUGCUAUAUCUACAUGUAAAUGAGAAAAUAUUCAUAUUUUCACUUUAUUUAAUUACUUGUGUGUAAUUGUUGUAGUUUCCUUACAUGCCUUAUGUGAAUAAUAUAUAGCAUGUUCACAAGAAGUCACAAAAACAAAUAUUCUCAAGAUUUCAAGAUUUGAUUUAUACAUUAGGCAUAUACAUAUCAAUGUUCAAAAGAAAAGGACAAAUACAAAUAACAUAACAGUCAAUCCAAAAUUCAAAAAUGCAGGACUGCCAACCUACUUUUAUACAUUGUAAUUGUAAUACAAAUUAAAGACUUUUAUUGUUAUUAUGAAUAUUAAUAUCUCUAAAAAAAGUAUUUUUACAAUAUCCAUAAUAGUUUUACAAAAUAAUGCUGAUAAUAUUAUUCAAAUUUUAGAACUCUUACUACAUAUAGCAAUAACAGCAAGGGUAUCAGAGAGUUGGAGUAUUUAAUAUCACAAUGAAAUUAUUUCACAAUGUCCAUAAUAGUAUUGAUAUUAAUACAUGUAAUGGCUAAUUUGGUAAAUUUUGCUUUGUUCUUACAAUUCAUAAGACCAAUUAUACUUAUGAUAUCAAUAUGUGCCGCGUCAUGACAAAACCAACAUAAUGCGUUUGUGACCAGCAUGGAUCCAGACCAGCCUGCGCACCCGCGCAGUCUGAUCAGGAUCCAUGCUGUUUGCUUACAAACCCUACAAGUAGAGAAACUGAUAGCGAACAGCAUGGAUCCUGAUUAGACUGCGCGGAUGUGCAGGCUGGUCUGGAUCAAUGCUGGUCGCAAACCCAUUAUGUUGGUUUUGUCAUGAGGCGGCUCAUAUAUGUUUUACUGUUACAAUUAAAUCAAUGCAUUUAGAAUACAUGUAUAUGGAUAGUAUUUAAAUGGACCAUAUAUGAUUUACUGUUUAUUGCUAUUGUUUGAAAAGAGUUACUCUGUUUUAUCUUGUUCAAUUUAACUUUGAUACAGAAUAAAGAUUUCUCUAUUUAUUUCAUAGCAUGUUAAUUGUUGGAAUAAAUAGUUUAAAAAGUUGUAAAAUUUAUUAUUAUUAUUACU